Messenger RNA from Tetrahymena thermophila SB210, 2940 nucleotides. RefSeq names its product transmembrane protein, putative. Lineage: Eukaryota; Ciliophora; Oligohymenophorea; Hymenostomatida; Tetrahymenidae. The transcript has a single exon. The record is from RefSeq and is a predicted model, not a curated record.
AGCUAUUAAAAAAUAACAUACAAACUUCUAGCAAACAUAAUUAAAACUAAUAGAAGAAAAUGUAGGAUUAAGAUUAAGUUUUGCUGGAUAAGUUCACACUAAAAAUUAAAAAUUAAAAAAUGGAAAACGAAUACUAAUAAUUAGAGAAUAAACACUAAAGAAAGACUUUAUUCCCAAUUAUUGUUUUAUAUUAACUUGGAUUUCUUAUAAACUACAUUUCUAAAAUACUAAAUGGGAUAAAUCUUCUAGGUCUUGUUAUAGAUGGCUCCACCAACUUAUCUUUAUUUAUUUUGAUUAUAUGUAUGAAAUGCAAGCGUUUUAAAAAAUAUUCUCAUAUUUCUUUCUAUAUAAUGUGCGUAGUCAUGUAUGUUGCUACAGUGGUUAAUUAUAUUCAUUUUUAUACAAAGCAGCCUGAUAAUGAAAAUAAUAAAGAAGAUCCUGCCUUUGAUUGUUUUUAUCUUGGAGCCACUCUAUUUGGAAUAAUUAUUGGACCAAGCCUGAGCUAUAGGAUGACUUUAAUGCUUAUGUUUACAAGCCUUUAUUCAUUAUUUAUAAUUUAUGUUUCCUUUAAUUAAAGGCCAUUAACUAUUUUUAUAGUAUUAAGCCAUUUAACACUUUAUGUUUACAAAAUCUACUUUGAAGAAAAGCAAAAGAGAUAAUAUUUUAUUUCUACUAAAAAAGUGAGUUUUUGGGAAAGUAUUAUUCAAAAUAUUUUACUCAUAAAUUUAAUUGUUGUAAAGUAUGACAAAGAAUCUCAAAGACUCAUGCUAGAAAACUCUAACAAUACAGCAAAGUCCAAUUUAAAAGUAAAAUCAGAUGAAGAUCUUUAGUUUUUUUUAGAGCAAACUCAAAUAAAAAUUAGAGGCGAAAAAUCAGUUGAAGAUUCCUAUUCAACUAUCUUUGAUUAAGCUGCUGCUUCUGCAAGUAAGUUAAAUAAAAAUUACUCAGAUAAAAGAUAAAAAGGAUUGGCCACCUCAAAAUCUACUAUUUCUGAGACUUUAAAAAGAAGAAACAUAAGAGGUAAUUCAAAUAGUUCUCACAUAACACUUAAAGAAUUAGUAAAGGAGAAACUCCAUCAAAAAUAAAUUCUUUCAAAAAAUAAAGGUAGUGCUUUUGGGAUCAGUGAUUAAAAUAUUCAAAACUUAUCAGGGUAAUAUUAAAAUAAUAAAACUGGAGAUGUAAUAUCAUUUAACCUAAAAAUUAUUUGCUUUGGCAUGAUAGAAGAUUACGCCUUAAUUUGUGUAGAAGAUGAAACAUACAAAGAAAAAUACUCAAAUUAAUAUUUAAAAAAUAAUCUACUUCUAAGUAUAUUGGGAGAUGUAAUGGAAUUUCAAAAAGAAGAAAUAAAUAGUAUUCAUCACUAGCUAGACGAAGGAAUACACUAAUUACAAAGCUAUUACAAAAAUCUAUAAAGUAUUUACUACUAAAAAUGUAAUUUAUAGAAAGGGUAAUACCCAAAAAAGUUAAGCGAGUAAAAUAAUCUUUCAUUAUCAAAAAUGGAAACAAUUAAUUCUUAAUUCAAUUUAAUAUCAAAAACAUAAUUUAGUACUCAAGAAGUAUAUGAUACAAUUAAAUCAACACCUUUAAGCAGUCCCAAUAUUUAGGGUAUUAAAAAUAUAUAAAACUAAAAUGAGCCGAUUGUUUAAUUUUUAAAAGAUCAAAUAAGCUAUUAAAAAAAGAAAAGUUAAGAUUAUAACCAAACUUUAGUAUUUACUGGAUUGGAUUUAAAUGAAGAUAAAUAAAUGUAUAGCAAAAACGAUUUAAUAUCAUUUACUGAAUAAAAUUAAUAAAAAACAAUUUUAAUCAAAAAUGAUUAAAUUAAUUAAACUUAAUUUGAUUUGAAUUAAGGUUUAAACAAUCAUAUUGAAUAUGAAAAAGAAAAAGAGUGCUAAUAAAGACUUUCAUAAAUAGAUUUAGAUAAGUAAAAGUAAGCUAUUUGCUUGGAAUUUGACCAUUUUGAUAAUAAAAAGCAAUACAGUCAAAAUUUAUUAGAGUCACCAAUCAAAGAUAUUUCUAGCUCUAAUUUAAUCAUACAUACAAGUGAGGAAUAUUUAAAACAUCAGCAAAAAAUACUUAAAGAAAGAAUAAACUAUACUUCAAAAUUUAGAUAAAGUUUAUUAAAACUGUAUUCGCAGGUCUCCAAAAUGUAAAUUAAAAUUUUAAACCUUGAGAACUACUUGAAAGGAGAAAAAAAAAUAAGUUGUGCUAAAAACUAAAUAUCUUUAGACUAAAUGAUAUUCUGUAUACUUGGCCAUUACAGAUUUGAUAUUGAAACUAAAAAAAUUAAAGUUACAUUCAAAAACCAAAGUAAUAAAAACUAUAUUUACCAAGAUUCUGAGCUUCUCUCAAAUAUUUUUUAGAAUUUAAUCUAAAAUGCAAUUGAUUACAAUAUUAAAAUGAAUGGAAAUAUACAAAUUAAAGUCGAAGACAUUCUAAUAUAAAAUAGCAAGCAUGAUAGAGGAUAAAUUAAAGUAUCUAUAAUCAAUACAAUUGAUUAAUUUGACAAUUAAUCAUUAGAUUACUAAAACACAAAAUUCCAAGGCUAAUAGAAUUCGAUCUACUUUGGGAUGGAAAGAGACUCGAUUUAGCUUAGUUAAAUAAGAUACGACAGGUAUCUUUUUGGAUUGAGAAUUUCUCAAAAAAAUGUUAGGCAUAUUGGACCCUUAAAUAAAAUAGAUAUUUAAUUUAGCUAAGGCUGCUGCACAACUAGUUUCAUCAUUUAUUCAGAUAUAGAGAUCUUAAAUUUUAAAUGAAAAAACUUAAAAGAAUGGUUUGAUAACAUUUACAUGAAUUUUAUAAAAAAUUUUAAUUAUUAAUGUAAGAUAUUAUUCCAGUAACAAAUAAAUAAGUCUUUAUAUUCUAUACGUUUCCACUCUCUAUUGAAUUAAAAAUAUAUUAAUUCAAUAAAAUAUAAAUAUAAAAACCAUAUUACUAGUUAAG